Molecule: messenger RNA, 843 nt
Organism: Beta vulgaris subsp. vulgaris (sugar beet)
Lineage: Eukaryota; Viridiplantae; Streptophyta; Magnoliopsida; Caryophyllales; Amaranthaceae
Product: E3 ubiquitin-protein ligase RSL1
Exons: 2
Coding region: 1-843 (280 amino acids)
Biological process (GO): protein polyubiquitination; ubiquitin-dependent protein catabolic process; positive regulation of proteasomal ubiquitin-dependent protein catabolic process
Cellular component (GO): cytoplasm; ubiquitin ligase complex
Molecular function (GO): ubiquitin protein ligase activity; zinc ion binding; ubiquitin conjugating enzyme binding
Source: RefSeq, a predicted model, not a curated record
AUGGAUUGUUCAAGUUUAGAUCUUUUUGUUGAUGAAACAUAUCUUUUAGCAUUAAUCAACGAUGAACCACUCCCAAAUUCAGAUGAAAAAUAUGCUUAUGAAUUACAACUUCAAGAAGCUCUGUUUUCCUCUUCUUCAAUUCCAAAAACUGAUGAUUUUGAAUCUUUACAAACUGAGGAUGAAAAACAGAGCAACCCAGAAAACAGAGAGAUUGGUGAAUCAUCACAAACCCAACUUAUUUUCUGUGGAAUUUGCAUAGAAUUCAAGCAAAACCCAGAAAUAUUUCAAGGUUUAAACAAUUGUAAGCAUGCUUUCUGCAUUUAUUGCAUUGUGAAAUACGUCGUAUCGAAGAUUAAGCAAAACAUUGCUUUUGUUGAAUGCCCUGAUCCUAAAUGUAAGCAAGUGAUAGAACUAGAAAAUUGCAGCUCCAUUUUACCUUGCGAAGUGUUUGAGAGGUGGGAAAAUGCUGUUUUUGAAGCUAUGAUUCCUGGAAAUCAAAAAUUUUACUGCCCAUAUAAGAAUUGUUCUGUUUUAAUGGUGGAUGAUGGGGAGGUGGAGGUGACAAUGUCAGAGUGCCCAAGUUGUAGGAGGCUGUUUUGUGCUCUUUGUCGAGUUCGAUGGCACGAUGGGAUUUCGUGCGAGGAGUUUGAGAGGUUGGGGGAGGAUGAAAGAGAGGAGGAGGAUAUAAUGGUGAUGAAGCUUGCUAAAGAUAAAAGUUGGAGGAGGUGCCCUAAUUGUAGGAUUCAUGUGGAGAAAACUGAGGGAUGUCUUCACAUGACUUGCAGGUGCCAUUGUGAAUUUUGCUAUCAAUGUGGAGCUAUGUGGAGCCCCCAUGCUCAUUGA